Molecule: messenger RNA, 2079 nt
Organism: Penicillium brasilianum
Lineage: Eukaryota; Fungi; Ascomycota; Eurotiomycetes; Eurotiales; Aspergillaceae
Source: the annotation of a GenBank genome assembly
UGCGGCUUGUGUUCGGAAUGAAUGCCAACAUUUUGCGCGCUUGUGAUCUGUGCUAUGCAAGAAAGGUACGAUGUGAUAGGCGGCUACAAUGUUCAAACUGCGCCGAUGCGGGAGCAGAUUGUAGGCGCGAACGCCCUGAGCGGCCAGCUCGACCUCAAAAGCCAACUGUUAUUUCUUCGCUGGGAGAGAGAUUACUGAGGCUCGAGAAAGCAGUCUCGAGACCAGAAGACACUGAAAACUGCAGUCCAUCUAAUGGAGUAUACCAACCUGAGGUAGAUGUUCAUUCGAAGAAAAGGAAGCUUGAUCAUGCCAUUUCUGCAAAGGAAUCACCCAACUCUCCCCUCAGCAAUUGCCCUGUGGUCACCCCGGACGAGUCAGCUCACCAUGCGGAACAUGCCCGAGUCAUCAUCCAGAGCGAACUCGAUGGCAAUGAACGUAUGAACCGUGAGCGGCAAGCAAUUCUCAGGUCUGCUUUGGACUUUGUGAACUCUAUGGCGCGUGGAGCGGAUUCAGCGUCCGAUGAGGCUUCGACAUUUGAUGAACCACGCGGUGUUUGCCCAGAUAUUCCUGAAUCCAUUGAACCAACACCAGAGCUGCUGUACAUGCUUCUCCGAGACUCUACCGUCACGGGCGAAAUGUCGCACAAUUUGCACUGGCCCGAUCACAUCUCUGACAAAACUUUACAGAAAAUGGUCUCGAUGUUCUUCAGUGGCGAUCUCAAGGGCCAAAAGUUUUAUCAGUAUUGCAUAUGUAUCUACGUGAGAGCCAUCUUUCACACCUACGGUAUGCCAAGGCUCUAUAACGAUCUGGUUAUGAGCGAACAAUUUCUCAAGUCCAAGAGGUUAUACGCUGCCUCUGCCCUUUAUGCAUUACAAAAGCUUAAUUUCCUGAAUGCCCCGAGUCUACCUUUCAUUCAAUCAUUGAUUUCCGCGGCAUUCUUAAUGCAAUUUCUUGGCAACAUGAGUCAAGCUUGGGUGCUUAGUUCCUAUGCUGCCCGCUCGAUUGCCGCUCUGAAUUAUCAUGAUGCUCAAUUUCGGAAGGGCGAUCCCAAUUUUGAGGAAGAGGAAAUCAAUAGUGCUGUCUACUGGUGUUUUUAUCUUGAUCGGACUUUGAGUUCCCUUCUUCAUCGGCCGUCAUCAUUACCAGAACUUCACAGUUUGGCCAGCGAUCUUGUUUGCAGGAAUAAUUCUCUUCCGCACAUGCCAAUGAUCCGUAUCCUUGUGGAUCUGGCUCAGGUCCAAGGGGAUCUUUCAUGCGGUUGCAAGGCGGCUGAUACCCGGCAAAUCCUGGAUUACCAUUCCAAUCUUCAAGAAAGAAUGACUGCAAUAUACGCCACUAUACAGUCGAACCGAAACUCAGCACCGGAGCUGAUCAACAGUGAAUGGGUUGCAACCGAAUUUUCUUACUAUGCCAUCCUGGUGGACAUUCUCCGAUCGAGGCUGAAAUACGCAUUUUCUCCAUUAACGCAUAGAGAAUGUGUCUCAUAUUCCCGAAAGGCUUUGAAAGCACUACAGUAUCUUCAAAAACACCUCGCCAAAUGCCCAGGUUUCGUCGACCCAUACCCAACGUUUCUGACUUGGACUAUCUUCCUAUACCCACUCAGCCCAUUCUUUGUCCUUUUCUGUAACAUCAUUGGCGAAUUAGACAUGGAUGACUAUCGCCUCAUCCAAGAUAUUACCCAGAGCCUCACCCCAUUCAACGCCAGCCCAUACAUAGCGAGGUUGCUCAAACUUUUGGAUACUUUGCAACACCUCUGCGAGCCUCUAAUCCUGACCAAGCAGCAUCUCGGGCCGCGAGCCAAAGUUGCCCCUUGGUAUCCGACUACAAAUGCCGAGCAGCAAGCGGCCAUGGCUAUUCCUGAUGGGUCUCCUGCUUUAGCAGCCGCAUAUCUGGACUCUGCCGCCCAGCCGUACCCCCAACAUCCACAGUCGGACACUAAUAUUGGAUUGCAACCUGUUGCCGACGAGUUAAUGUGGAACCUAUUCAAUAGUCAGCCUUCGCUUCAAUGGUGCGAGUCGGAUGUCCUUUCCUUGGACCCCACCGUGAAUUACUGAUGUAUAAUUUGAUUUGAGCCUUACA